UAGCAAUAGUUUGUUAUUGAUUGACAGAUUAUUUCAAGUAAAGGACGAAGAAAAUAGGAAGAAGUCGCUAAUUACAUUUCUAUUUAAAGAUUACAAACCGAGCCUUUGUUUUCGCAACUUUAGUAGUCGUCUUUUCGGAAGCCAGGGGAAAGGUCAAAGUUCAUCAAGUAUCAUAGCAACAAAAUAGUGCGCAAGGAUCAUCUAUAUAUAAGAGCACCCGGAGGGAGAUAUACUCAAACACUGAAUUUUGGGCAACACAGGUUCAUACAAUUCAAGAAAGACAACAACAAUGAAUGGAAGGCGCGUGCUGAUAGCCAUAUCUUUGGUCGUCUGCUGUUCUACGGCGCUAACGCAGACAGUUUCAGAGGCUGAUUACGUCAAAGGCACCCUUUCACACUGCACAGCUCAUCUCUACAGAUUGAUACUGUGCCUGUCAGACAACAAACCACUCCUGUUUGAGAUGAAAAAAUGCGAUAAUGUUCUUACACAAACUUUCAUUUGUCUGGCAAGCAGCCGAUCAGGAAGUCCAUUGACGCAUGCGCUACCGGAAUCGGAAGAUAAUGGCGGCUUUAGUAUGUUAAAACGUGGUCUAGGUCAAUGUAUUCACAGAUGUCUGAACGGUCAGGGCAGAAUGAACUUUAUUCAGUGUAAAUCAAUGUGUCAUAGAUGAGCUCAAAGUAAUGCAUAUCAGAAAUGAAAUCGGCUUGUUCUUUUUUUGACAUCCCUAAACUUAUUACAUGUUUUCAAAAAUGAAAAAGGUAUGAUUUCCCUUAUGCGAAAGGCACCCAGUUGUUUUUAUUGAAAUCUUGUCAGAUGUAAUUUCCUGACAAUAUACAAAGUUACAGUUUAUACC
This is a messenger RNA of Mercenaria mercenaria, 853 nucleotides long. RefSeq lists its product as uncharacterized. NCBI's taxonomy places the organism in Eukaryota, Metazoa, Mollusca, Bivalvia, Venerida, Veneridae. The transcript has 2 exons. The record is from RefSeq and is a predicted model, not a curated record. The coding region runs from base 290 to 670 and encodes 126 amino acids.